GUCAAAGGUCUCUGUAUUUAUGCAAGGCCCUAAAGGAGAAGCAGCCAUUUACUUCACCACUUGCUAAUAUGGUUACAAGAGGAGCAUAGUUAAGAAUUACAGUCAGUUUUGGACAGUAACUGCCCAGGCGCUGAGAAAUCGUUUGUGUUUUUGUCAAAAUACCAGCAGAGGUGAAUGUACAGAAUGUGUGCCAGUUAGGAGUCCUGAAGACGAUGAAGCUUUUCUCUCUUAUCUCAGACCACUUGUUGCUCUGUGUCUUCCUGAGUCUACUUUGGGGUACAACUGACUCCACUACAACAAUCACAGCGACCAAGGCAACGACAGUGACAGCAAGACAAAGUGCAGCAAAAACAGAAACAACCACAAGAACAACAACCAAUCUGGUGACAGCUACAACACAAAAAACAACUCCAAUAGCUAAAGCAGUACAAAAAAACACUCCACUGGCUCCUACAACCCAAAAAAACACUCCACUGGCUCCUACAACACAAAAAUUUACUCCACUGCAUCCUAAAGUAGAAAACAAAACUUCACUGGCUCAAAUAAAUCUCACUUUGCUGACUUCAACAGGACAAACAACUGCAGCUACAACAACAAAAGCCCCUCCAGAUAAUGUCAACAGAGUGAAUGUGACCACACAAACUGAGAAUAGUAUAACUCUGACCUGGAAUAAGGUUAACAACAUCCCAACAUACAUCCUGCAAUAUGGUGAUAUAACAGAAGGUAUUAGUAACACUGAAGAAGGACCCAUAGUACAUGUGGUCACUCCUCUGACUGCUGGGACAAACUACACAUUCACUCUCUUCACGUCUGAUGGACUCACCAGCAGUGGAUACAGAUUCAGUGCUGUGACAGUCCCACCAGUGGUGCCUUGGGUCAAUGUGACUGAACGAUUUACUGACAGCAUAACUCUAGAGUGGGAGAACAUGAAUAAAGCCUGGCAAUACCAGCUUCAAAUCAAUGGUGGUGUGUCAGGUACUGUGUCAGGCAGAUCCACAGAUACAAUCAGAAAAGUAGUGACAUCUCUUCAGCCUGGAACAGAGUAUGAUUUCAGCUUAACCACAGUGUUCACUGGACUCAGGAGCACUCCUUAUACGAAUUUCACAGUAACAGCCAUAGACUGUGCCAGUGCAGACUGGAAAGUUACCAACUCAUCAAUCAAAGCAAAGAUUGAAGGCUUGUUUUCUAAAGCAACCGCCCAUUAUGGAUCUAAAGUUUAUGUUAGUGAUGGACAUGAAAAUGUGUCAUUUACUGGACUUUACCCUGGUGCCACCUAUAAUAUUUCUCUUGUCUAUGAAAAGUCUUCCAGAGUUUUCCUGCAGUGUGAACACAAAUUAACAAUUCUUCCUCCUAAUCUAAAUGCUCACUGUGAGUACUGGGCAGCUGGAUACUCUGUUCUUAUUAAAUGGACAGACCCAGAGGGCGAGUGGACUAAUGCGGAGGUGAAUGUGACUGGAAAGACUCACACAGUAGCUAGUCCUGAAACUAAAAUCAUAAUCGAUGGAUUCCAACCUGCCAAAAAAUAUAAGGUGUCUGUAAGUUCACUGUCUGGGGUGAGGAGGAGUUCUGAACCGCAUGUUUUUUACUGUCAGACUGAUCCAAGGGGGUCAUUUGUGAUGAGACUCUUCCGCCAUCUAGUGGUCUUCAGUCCUUACUGCUUUUCUACUGGUCUGCUUCUGUCUAUCUACUGGAGCAGGAAGACGGCAAACAAACCAGAUGUCUCCGUGGAGAUGACCAAGUGCGAUGGAGGAGGUGAUGAAUUAUAUGAAGACUAUGACGAUGUCACAGUGCUUGGCACCGAGCAUGACUUCUAAGCAGAAGAGACCAGUUAUGUACUUGGUUAGUUUGAAAACUAGAUAAAAAUAUUCACUGUACAAGUACUCAGCUUAGAUGAAAAAGUACUCAGUUUUAGGCAAGAAAAGUACUAGUUUCAUAUGGCUAAAGUACUGGUUUAGUUUAGUUUAGUUUAGUGCUCUCUCUGCCCUGUCUUAGAAACCACACUCUUUCCUAUGGAGGCAAUGUAAUGUGAGGAGCUGUCCAGUCAGCACUUAGCUUUGGCUCAAAUUGAUGCAGAAGACACUGCCAGUGCCAAAGUGCCUUUUGACUUUGCUUCAUGUGAUCUGUGUGUUUGUGACCACUUAGGCUUUCUCUGAGGAGAAUCUAUGAAUUGCUUUGUUGACCAGCCUCUGCUGUGUUUGUUCUUGUGUUAGUAGUAGCAGCCUGGCACUUACUUUAAGAUUAAUCAUUAAUAAAAACCUUUUGUUUUUGCUCGUCAUUGUGUCUCACUGUCUCCUUUUCAAGACACUUUUGUUACUUCUCCACAUAUCCUGGGCUUAAGGGAACAUAACUCUUGGCCCACCUGGUGGUCAAGA
Messenger RNA from Oreochromis aureus, 2372 nucleotides. RefSeq names its product receptor-type tyrosine-protein phosphatase H-like. Lineage: Eukaryota; Metazoa; Chordata; Actinopteri; Cichliformes; Cichlidae. The transcript has 7 exons. Bases 213 to 1814 code for a protein of 533 amino acids. Gene Ontology annotation, molecular function: protein binding. The record is from RefSeq and is a predicted model, not a curated record.